This is a messenger RNA of Pedinophyceae sp. YPF-701, 1320 nucleotides long. Lineage: Eukaryota; Viridiplantae; Chlorophyta; Pedinophyceae. The record is from the annotation of a GenBank genome assembly.
AUGACGAGCGGGUCGGGGCCGAGUCCAAUGGAGCCCGCGGGCACCCUCGCGGAGCAGGAAGUGACGCCUGAGAUCAUCGACGCCGCGCUCCAGGAGUGGCAAGAGACCCUCCAUGGGCACGUGUCUGCUUUCAAAGAGCUCGGACAGAUCGCCAAGGACGCUCUGAGCGUAAACGCGGCCCUGAAGCGGGACGUGCGGAGACUCCGCAAGCGGCUGCACGAGAGGGAGGCGGACGUGUCGGCCAAGUCGCGGCGCAUCGUGGAGCUCGAGACGGUCGUUGCGGAGCUGCGGGCCGCCCUCGAGACGCAGCGCGGGGCGGGCACUGAGCUCCAGGAGAUGCAGACGCAACUCGCCCGGAAGGACCACAGGAUCCGCAAACUCAAGCGGAGCCGCGACGACGCCGACGCGGCCCACAAGGCGGAGAUCGAGGCGCUGCACCGCGAGCGGGACGCCGAGGUGCGGCGGCGCAUCGAGGAGGGGCUGCGGCGGGGGUUCCCCGGCAUGAGCGACGCGCUCGCGCUGACGCCCGCCGCGACGCAGCCGCAGCAGAGCCGGGAGAUCGGCGCCGCGAUGUCCGUCGGAGCAACGCAGAACGCGGCGCAGCAGCUCGCGGCCUUCCGGGCGGAGUGGGUGGCGCACGACGGGCCGGCCGCUGCCGACGACGGGGGCGGCGCCCCGCCGGAGCCUGAAGUGCGCGAACCGCGCGCCCAGGUGCGCAAGACGAAGAGGAAGCCGAUGUGGGUGCGCGUGCUCGACUACGACCUCCUGGCACGCCUGCUGUCGGCCGCGAUCGACAAGGGCUUCGAAUGGAAGGGGAUGUCGGCGCUCGUGAACCACACGACGUACUCGGAGGUGCCCGACUCGGCCUGGACGUCGCCCGGCGAGUUCGAGGAGGAGUACCCGUGCGGGCGCACGCGUCUGCCGUGCCUGGUGAAGUGCGCGGCGUGCCAGUGGCGCAGCGCUCCGCUGUGCUUCCACCCGCCGACGGUCGACGAGCCCUGGCGGCUGCCCGACCUGCUCGGCGACGACGACGUCGUGAAGGACUCGAGCGACCGGAGCCUCGACCCGCGGGAGGGUGACGGGCGGAAACACAACAUCGAGAGGCUGGCGCUCGAUGCGAUCGAGCAGGGGUGGCUGGAGCAGGCGGACCUCGACGAGGCCACGAGCCUGGUCGACGCAGACAGCGGCGCGCCGCGCGACGCGCUCGACAUGUGGUACGCGGGGGCUGUGUACAGGCGCGUGGCCGAGGCGUUUUCGGGCCCCGGCGUGGUCGAGAUCGAGGGCAGCCUCCGCUACACCGACGGCUACGACCUGGCCUGA